Nerophis lumbriciformis (worm pipefish) is the source of this 2949-nucleotide messenger RNA. RefSeq names its product heat shock cognate 71 kDa protein-like. The record is from RefSeq and is a predicted model, not a curated record. NCBI's taxonomy places the organism in Eukaryota, Metazoa, Chordata, Actinopteri, Syngnathiformes, Syngnathidae. Gene Ontology annotation, molecular function: ATP binding; ATP-dependent protein folding chaperone.
GAGAAAGAUUGAAAGAGAGAGUUAUUUUUGACACACCUCUAUGCUGCACUCUUUAAGAAGCUGGGAGGCCCCUCCCUGCUCAUUUACUGUACCUUCUCCAGCUGAGUGGACCAGUCCAGGACUACAGAGGAACCAUGUCUAAGGCACCAGCAGUUGGUAUCGAUCUGGGCACUACCUACUCCUGUGUAGGUGUGUUCCAGCAUGGCAAAGUGGAGAUCAUUGCCAAUGACCAGGGAAACAGGACCACACCCAGUUAUGUUGCCUUCACUGACACGGAGAGGCUGAUUGGUGACCCUGCAAAAAACCAAGUUGCAAUGAACCCCACAAACACAGUGUUUGAUGCGAAGCGGCUCAUUGGACGCCGGUUUGAUGACGCCAAUGUUCAAAGCGACAUGAAACUUUGGCCCUUCAAUGUCGUCAAUGAUAACUCGCGUCCCAAAGUUGAGGUGCAGUACAAGGGGGAGACCAAGAGCUUCUACCCAGAAGAGAUCUCCUCCAUGGUGCUGCUGAAAAUGAAGGAGAUUGCAGAUGCAUACCUUGGCAAGACUGUAACCAAUGCUGUUGUGACCGUGCCGGCUUACUUCAAUGACUCUCAGCGUCAGGCCACCAAAGAUGCCGGCACCAUCUCUGGGCUCAACAUCCUUCGCAUCAUCAACGAACCGACUGCUGCGGCUAUUGCGUAUGGCCUGGAUAAGAAGGUUGGCUGUGAAAAAAAUGUCCUGAUCUUUGACCUGGGCGGCGGCACUUUUGAUGUGUCCAUCUUGGCAAUCGAAGACGGCAUCUUUGAAGUCAAGUCGACGGCAGGCAACACCCACUUGGGGGGCGAAGACUUCGACAACCGCAUGGUGAACUUCUUCAUCACAGAGUUCAAACGCAAGCACAAGAAAGACAUCAGUGGAAACAAGAGGGCGGUGCGUCGUCUGCGCACAGCUUGUGAGAGGGCAAAGCGAACCCUGUCCUCCAGCACGCAGGCCAACAUCGAAAUCGAUUCCCUGUUCGAAGGCAUCGAUUUCUACACUUCCAUCACCAGGGCCCGCUUUGAGGAGCUCAACGGAGACUUGUUCCGCGGAACUCUGGAGCCUGUGGAAAAGGCUCUCCGCGAUGCCAAGCUGGACAAGGGUGAUAUUAAUGAACUGGUUUUGGUAGGAGGCUCCACUCGUAUUCCCAGGAUCCAAAAGCUGCUGCAAGACUUCUUCAACGGAAAGGAACUCAACAAGAGCAUCAAUCCAGAUGAAGCAGUGGCCUAUGGAGCAGCGGUGCAGGCUGCCAUCCUGUCGGGUGACAAAUCGGAGAAUGUGCAGGACUUGCUGCUGCUGGAUGUGACCCCGUUGUCUCUGGGUAUCGAGACCGCUGGAGGAGUCAUGACUUCGCUCAUCAAGAGAAAUACCACCAUUCCUACAAAGCAGACGCAGGUUUUUACCACCUACUCCGACAACCAGCCUGGUGUGCUCAUUCAGGUGUAUGAGGGUGAAAGGGCCAUGACCAAAGACAACAACAUUUUGGGUAAAUUUGAGCUGACUGGAAUCCCCCCAGCACCCCGGGGGAUCCCUCAAAUUGAGGUGACCUUCGAUAUUGAUGCUAAUGGCAUCUUGAAUGUGUCUGCAACCGACAAGAGCACCGGCAAGGAGAACAAGAUCACCAUCACCAAUGACAAGGGUCGCCUCAGCAAAGACGACAUUGAGCGCAUGGUGAAGGAAGCUGAAGAUUACAAGGCCCAGGAUGACGAGCAAAGAGAGAAGGUGUCGGCCAAGAAUGCCCUGGAGUCUUACGCCUUCUCCGUUAAGUCCACUGUGGAGGACGACAAGCUGAAGGACAAGAUCAGCGAUGAAGACAAGCAGAAGAUUCUGGAGAAGUGCCAAGAGGUCAUCAGCUGGUUGGACAAAAACCGGUCUGCAGAGAAAGACGAGGUUGAGUACCAGCAGAAGGAGCUGGAGAAAAUAUGUAACCCCAUCAUGACCAAGCUGUACCAGGGUGCAGGGGGUAUGCCCGGGGGUAUGCCAGGUUUCCCUGGUGCUGGUGCUGCCUCUGGAGGAGGCGGAGCAUCUUCCGGACCCACCAUUGAGGAAGUUGACUAAACGUUCUUUGUGUUUUCUACUGCUAAGAUAAGUGCCACUUAGGGUUAAUCGCUUUUACUUCCAGGGAUCACUACUUUUGGCUUUAUCUAUGGUCAGGCUUGCAGCUAAACUACUUAAGAUUCCUGCCUGGUAAACUCUCAAAAUAUGUCUCCUUUUUUCAAUAAUUCAUAUGCACAUUAUAUGCAUAUUAUGUCAUAUAGUAUAAAAAUAAUAUAUGACAUUCUCCGCUCUAACAUAAAAUCAAUAAAAUGUUUCACACAGUAAAAAGAAAGCAAAGAUAAGUACAAUGAUUGUUAAAAUUACAAAUUCAAUAAAUCGUACUUCUCCUCUUUUGUUUAAAAUUAUUGUUGUCCAUUCUUCAAUAUUUUGGAUUCAAUAAAAAAAAGGAUUUGAAUGUUCUCAAUAGCAAACAUUACGUAUUAAUCUGACGUUUUGUUUUUUUAAAUGGUUAGCGGAUAAAGCGUACUUUUGUAGUCACUUCCCCAUAUUUUACACAAUAAUCAAAACACGAGCGAACAGUAGAGAAUAUGGAUAAUAAUCGUGAUAGUCGUGAAACCGUGAAUAUUAGUCAUACUAUGAUCUAUAAACAUCUAUAGUCGUUGCAUCCAUACUGUCAAGGCUCUUUGGAUCUGUGGUGUCAGGUUUGUCACUGACAGUUUAGUUAUGGUUUGGUUUUUCCUCUGUUUUUAUUUACUGUCAGCGCUCUUAUUUUGGUUCAGUUUCCUGCUUGUCUCCCUGAGCGCUGUUUCCCCUCAGCUGCGGCUGAUUGGCACCUGGCCACACCUGGUGUCAAUCAGCCGACUGCUAUUUAUACCUGCCUUGCCCUCCAGUCAGUGCUGGAGUAUUGUCGUUGUAGCUGUUUCCAGUUUUCCUG